CUGACGGCAUGAAGGCGGUCAAACGUCACUUCCGCCUGGUGGCCUGAAAGCGCAGGCGGCCAUAUUACUUUAGCUUACACACUCACGCGCUAGCAGCAGUUUGUUUAUGCUGUGAAGUGCAGCUGUAUUUUAACCAAACUCUCUCAGUUUAGCUCAAGCGGGACGAUGAGCGGCGGCACGCCGUAUAUCGGCAGUAAGAUCAGUUUGAUCAGUAAGGCGGAGAUCCGUUAUGAAGGCAUUCUCUACACCAUCGACACGGAGAACUCCACCGUCGCGCUCGCCAAAGUGCGCUCCUUUGGCACCGAGGACCGACCCACGGACCGUCCCAUCGCACCCAGGGAUGAGAUAUUUGAGUAUAUUAUAUUCAGAGGAAGUGACAUCAAAGACCUGACGGUGUGUGAACCUCCCAAACCAACAUGCUCUCUGCCUCAGGACCCCGCCAUUGUUCAGUCCUCUAUGGGAUCUUCCACUGGCCUACCAUCAUCCUUCCAGUCUGGGAAGUCAUACGGGCUGUUCAACCGUCCACAAGUCACGCCAUACACCCAGUUCAACCCCAGCUCACUGGUCUCACCGCAGUUUGGCACUGUUGGAGUCGGAAGUACAAUGGGAUUGUUUGGUAGUGACACUGGCAUGACUGCAGCACUGUCUCAGAGCAGUACUGUUGCCUCUGCUUUCAACAGUGACACUUUGUGUGCAUUCAUAGCAGAAGGUCACACCAGUCCAGCUCAGGACCCUCUGCAAAAGAGCCCCACAGUGGAGCCUGCUGCCCAAUCAGUCACUAGUGCUGCUCCCACAGCUGUGGGUCGCAAGAGCCCCGUGUCAACUCGCGCAGCCUCCACCAAUACUCAGAAGCCUGUGGACCUCACAGAACAGACCAGGGGCGCCGAUGUCCCGAAACCAAGCGUACCCGAGUCCAGUCAGUCCAGAGGAGGAAACAGGGACGCUUCUAAACGGCUUGCAGCUGGUGGUCCUCCUGCUGUCCGACGGGGUCGUGCCGGAGGUCAUCGUGGAAGAGGACGAUUCCCUGUGCGGAGAGAAGGACCCAUGAAGUUUGAGAAAGACUUUGACUUUGAGAGCGCCAAUGCUCAGUUCAACAAAGACGAGAUUGACAAAGAGUUCCAGAGCAAACUCAAACUCAGAGAUGAGAAGCCCGAAAAGGCUUUGAAUGGCGAGGAUAAAGGUGAUUCGGGAGUUGACACUCAGAACAGCGAAGGAAAUGCUGAUGAGGAAGAUCCUCUCGGACCAAACUGCUACUACGAUAGAUCCAAAUCCUUCUUUGACAACAUCUCCUGUGACGACACAAGGAAGGCCGCUGAGAGAUCUGGAGGAUCCGGUUUCCCCCGAGAGAGGAGGCAGACCUGGGCGGAGGAGCGGAGGAUGAACGCAGAGACGUUUGGCCUCCCGCUGCGGCGGGGUCGCGGAGGCUUCAGAGGUCGCGGUGGCAUGGGCUUCAGAGGGGGCCGAGGCCGCGGAGCUGGACGGGGGUGGUUUGGAUCUCACCCUGGUGGAAGUGGCUUUAGAGGGGCAUUCAGAGGAAGCCAAGGAGGAAGAGAGUUCUCUGACUUUGAAUACAGGGUAAUGAACGAGUCAAAUUAUGCUCGUGAUAAGCAUUUUACAACCCUCGACAAUGCGAGUAAAUCUCUCGCUUAUGCGACUAAAUGUUCAUGCUAG
Molecule: messenger RNA, 1671 nt
Organism: Sinocyclocheilus grahami
Lineage: Eukaryota; Metazoa; Chordata; Actinopteri; Cypriniformes; Cyprinidae
Product: protein LSM14 homolog A-like
Exons: 10
Coding region: 166-1671 (501 amino acids)
Biological process (GO): P-body assembly; cytoplasmic stress granule assembly
Cellular component (GO): P-body
Molecular function (GO): mRNA binding
Source: RefSeq, a predicted model, not a curated record